This is a messenger RNA of Daucus carota subsp. sativus, 1165 nucleotides long. Its product is annotated as ras-related protein RABE1c. The coding region runs from base 318 to 968 and encodes 216 amino acids. Gene Ontology annotation, biological process: regulation of exocytosis; protein secretion. The record is from RefSeq and is a predicted model, not a curated record. Gene Ontology annotation, cellular component: plasma membrane; intracellular membrane-bounded organelle. The transcript has 8 exons. Gene Ontology annotation, molecular function: GTPase activity; GTP binding. Lineage: Eukaryota; Viridiplantae; Streptophyta; Magnoliopsida; Apiales; Apiaceae.
AAUCCUCUGCGCAAGCCAACACCCUCCUACACUACACCCCACAACCUCUCUUACUCUCGAACCGCCACGUGUCAGUCAAAAAUGCUAGUAUUAACAUCUCCCUUCUUGACCAUCUCACUCUCUUUCUUCUCUCUCUUCGCUCCUCUCCUCUCCGCCUGCUAAUGUGCGCCGGCGAAACUGCGCAAUCUAGCAUCCAGCCUCCGAUCUCUCCACUCACUCAUCCAUCUCUCCUUCUACAUCGCCAUCGGUUAAUAUCUAUACAUACAUAAACUUGUACGUAUAGUUUCGUUACAUACAAAGCGUGAGAUUCGAAACGGAUGGCGGCUCCACCGGCUAGGGCGCGUGCAGAUUACGAUUACCUCAUUAAGCUCCUCCUCAUCGGCGAUAGCGGUGUGGGUAAGAGUUGCCUUCUUUUGCGUUUUUCUGAUGGUUCAUUUACUACUAGCUUUAUCACUACCAUUGGAAUUGAUUUUAAGAUAAGAACCAUUGAGCUUGAUGGCAAACGCAUCAAACUCCAAAUCUGGGACACUGCUGGUCAGGAACGAUUCAGGACAAUCACAACUGCUUACUACCGUGGAGCUAUGGGUAUUUUGCUGGUUUAUGAUGUUACAGAUGAAUCAUCUUUUAACAAUAUCAGAAACUGGAUUAGGAACAUUGAACAGCAUGCUUCAGACAAUGUGAACAAGGUGCUGGUAGGAAACAAGGCUGACAUGGAUGAAAGCAAGAGGGCAGUACCUACCUCCAAGGGCCAAGCACUUGCGGAUGAGUAUGGCAUUCAAUUCUUUGAAACUAGUGCAAAAACAAAUCUCAAUGUUGAGCAAGUUUUCUAUUCAAUCGCAAGGGAUAUUAAGCAGAGGUUAGCAGACACUGACUCGAAGGCUGAGCCUAGUACAAUCAAGAUUAAUCAACCAGACGCUGCAGGUGGAAGUGGUCAAGCUGCUCAAAAAUCAGCAUGCUGUGGCACUUAAUAUGAUUAAGCAAUUAAUACCGAAUCAGUUAUUGGAAACCUUGCUGCCUAAAGAACACAAAAGACCAAAAUGUUGACUUAUCUGAUUAAUGUGUGUAAUUUCCUUUAUUUGUCAUUCUUUCCCCAGCCGCUUGCUAGUUUGUGAAAGAUAGGUUUUUAUCGUUCAAGGAUUUUAUACUUGCUACAAACUUUUUCGUC